This is a messenger RNA of Penicillium diatomitis, 588 nucleotides long. RefSeq lists its product as uncharacterized. Lineage: Eukaryota; Fungi; Ascomycota; Eurotiomycetes; Eurotiales; Aspergillaceae. Gene Ontology annotation, biological process: regulation of DNA-templated transcription. The transcript is spliced from 2 exons. Gene Ontology annotation, cellular component: histone deacetylase complex. Gene Ontology annotation, molecular function: transcription coregulator activity; protein binding. The coding region runs from base 1 to 588 and encodes 195 amino acids. The record is from RefSeq and is a predicted model, not a curated record.
AUGGCACCCCCGCGUCAGCGAACUGCCGCCAUCGUGGACGACUCGAGGUCCGAAGCCUCAAGCGGCGCGCGAGAAAUCAAAACCAGUGCGCCCAAGAGCCGAAAAGCUGGUGCUGCAGCCAAAGAAAAGGCCUCAGUGACCAGCGCACCCAGCGCCACCGACAAACAAGCCCAUGAGCAGCCUCGAGUUCCCUGGUCCGAUCUUUCCCUUGAGAUCCUUCACGCCUACCGUCAUGUCCACAAGCUGCCUACGCCGUCUGCGUUCUCAACCGACUAUUCCCGUCUCAUACUCUCGCAAGGUGUCGGGCUUCGCUCUCCCACCGCGCUCGCCGCUCGCCGGGCUCAAUCCAAUCGCUCAACCGCUCGCGAGCGAAACAAUACCACAGCGCAAGACACAGACACCUCUUCCUCGUCUUCCCUCCACCGAAUCGUCGGACAAGACCGUGUGAGCAAAGAUCAAUUUGCGACGGUUGUUCGCAAACAUUUCAACAGCGCCGGCCUCGGUGAGCAAGAGACCAUUGCACGGUUCCUAUACACUGUGCGUGAAGAGCGGCGUGGUCGCCAAUUCCGUCUGCGAUUCCAACCAUAA